AUGUCUCCUACCAAGCGACCCCCCUCCAAGGACAGUCCCACCAAAAGGCGGAAGAAAUCAGUUGCUGCAUCCGAAAAGGAGGCAUCCAGCAAAUGGAAGGUCCCCGAGCGCCCCACUGACCUUGACUACCUCGCUGUGUUCAUCCAGUCUCUUGAGGGUGGAAAGGUCGACAUGCAGAAAGCUGCGAAGAAGCUCCACACGAACCCAAGGAAUUUGCUUUAUUACUUCUACAAGAUCCGAAAGGCCUACGACUUCGAAUGGCUCGAGGCUUGCAACACGAAACUCUUACCUGAUGAGCCUAAGAAGCGCAAGGUAAAGGAUGAGCUCGAGAUUGUCGAAUCCAUUGAACGGGACCACGAGGAUGAUGAUGAGGAUGCUGUUUGA
Molecule: messenger RNA, 384 nt
Organism: Penicillium odoratum
Lineage: Eukaryota; Fungi; Ascomycota; Eurotiomycetes; Eurotiales; Aspergillaceae
Exons: 3
Coding region: 1-384 (127 amino acids)
Source: RefSeq, a predicted model, not a curated record